UGAAAGUUAAAAUUAUCCCUCUUCACGCAAAUCCUUCUCAAUCUGAUCAGUACUUGAGAUGGACUAGCCAGCUUGUGUCUCCAUGGUAUCGCAUGGACUGCAGGAGUCCUCCUCGGUGCCCUCACAGAUCGGCGUGACCCGGAACUAACGGGAUUACGGCGGCAGCCAACCGCAGGAGAACCAGUUGGUCAGGAUCAACAAACGGACACAGAUACAGAGGCGGGAGAUAAGAACAAAGAGCGGCAGCAUAUCAGUCUCGUGCGUUUACAAGCCUUGUGAGUUUCACAAGGAGCUACUGUUUGUCUGCCUUUCCGUCUGUCUGUCUGUCUGUCUGUCUGUCUGUGUCUGCCGGUAAUUUUUUUACAUGGAGCACUUGUGUUGACAUACUGAGGAAUACCACUGGAGAAGAACACCUGUUGGAAUAACACGUUUGCUGCUUUUCUGUCUCAAGGCGUUUUGAGAAUCUGACAAAGAGUUUCCUCGGGAGUGGUUGUAUUUGUGUCUGUUAUGUUCUGCUCCCACCGGUCGGUCCUCCAUGACUUCCUCUCUUGGUCUACGUCCUGCCGCAGAUAAAGAGGUGAGGACUGAACUGUCCAGGAGAGCAGAAGCAGGACACAAGGGAUGACGAUGGCCAAGGGCUCCAGCAUCUCUUCACUGUCCCAACUGGGAAACCCGCUCUCAGUCCUCCAUCUCCUGGGUGGAGGUAUCCUGCAACCUCUUUGCCCCCCGCCCCUCACACUCCUCCGCUUCCUCAUCUGCACCCUCGUUCUAUCGGAGACUGCUGGUAGUUUACCGGGCCUGGAGUACGACCAUGGCUCGCAACCCAAAUUUGUCUGCACCCCCAUUCCUGCAGACGCGGACCCUUCCUGUUUUACUCCAGGGGACAGCCAUAGUCCUGGUCACGGCCCCAGCCACGGAAGUGGCCACGGCAACGGUCACGGUACCGGCCAUAGUAACGGACACCACGGACCGACAGUAGGGCGCGGGAUCAUUUCGGACGAGGCCAAAACCACCAUUCUCCACCUGCGUGAGAGCUUGGUCCGGCAGAAGGAGACCAUUCUCGACCAGCGGGAGACGAUUCGGGAGCUGACAGCCAAGCUGACGCUUUGCGAGGGCUUUGGCAGGGGUGCUGGCGGUCACCAUGAUGACGACCACCACGGCCUCGGGCACCACGGGUCCUACCACGGCCCCUCGCAUCACUAUGACGACCACCAUACGGACCAUCACACGGACCACCACACGGACCACACUGAUCAUCACACUGAUCAUCACACUGAUCACCACUCUGACCCCCACUACCCCUUAAACAGCCACCGGGACAGCAACAGGGGCAAGGGACCGUACAUGGGCCACCAUGGAUUCUCCCCUGACCAGACCGGGAAAACUCUGCAGGCGCUGAAGGAGAAACUAGAUGCCCUACAGGCCCGGAAUUCCACGAGUACCUACUCCAGUUCCUUGAGAGACCUCUUGCAGCGCAGAAUCAAUUUACUGGAGGAACAGCUUCACCAUUACUAUGGCUCACACCAUGGUGGCUAUGGUGGUAACCAUGACAAUCACCAUGGCCAUGGUGGCCACGACGACCACCAUGAAGAUCAUGAUGAUCACCAUGAGGAUCACCAUGAAACUCACCAUGAGACUCACCAUGACCCACACGAUCACCAUGACGAUCAUCACCACGACCGCUUCAGUCAUCGCUAUGAUCGCCACAACACUCACCACGGUGACCACCAUGAUACUCACCAUGAUAGCCACCACGAUGAUCACCAUGGUGGUCACCAUGACACUCACCAUGAUGAACACCAUGACGACCACCACAGUCCCCACCAUGACAGCCACCACGAUGACCACCAUGACAGUGGUCACCACGAUGACCACGGCCACCCUCCUGCGACGGGUUAUGGUAAGCAGCCGCCAAGAGGACCGCCACGUGGGUCUGCCAAACUGGACUCUGUUCUAAGCCAGCUCCAUCACCGCAACACUGAACCAGCUGGUCGUCCCAACCCCAAGAACCCGGACGCUUUCCAGAUCGGCUUCCCCAUGCGAACCAACUACAUGUACGGCCGCAUCAAGCGCACGCUCCUGAAUGAGAUCUUUGCUCUGACGGUGUGCCUGUGGCUGAAGGGGGGGAACGGGCCUGGCAUAGGCACCCCCUUCUCCUACUCCGUCCCCGGCCAGGCCAAUGAGCUGGUGCUCAUUGAGUGGGGCAACAAUCCGAUGGAACUUCUGGUCAAUGACAAGGCUGUGACCCUGCCUCUCUCGAUAACGGACAGUAAGUGGCAUCACCUGUGCAUCACCUGGUCCACACGGGACGGUGUAUGGGAGGCUUACCAGGAUGGCGUGAAGAGAGGCUCAGGAGAGAGUCUGUCCGCAUGGCACCCCAUCAAACCCGGUGGAGUUUUCAUCCUUGGCCAGGAACAGGACACCCUCGGUGGAAAGUUUGAUGCCACCCAGGCAUUUGUAGGUGAGAUGUCCGAUCUGCAGCUGUGGUCUCGAGUGCUCACGCCUCAGGAGAUCAACAACCAAGCCUCUUGUCGAUCCCACUUGACAGGCGACAUCAUUACAUGGAUGGAGUCGGUGGUGGAGUUGCAUGGCGGGGUCACCAAAUACCCCUUUGACCCCUGCCACUGAGGCUGACCGUACACAGCAGAAAUGAAACAAAAUGGCUGCCAUUUUGGGUCCGAAGACUUGGGAGGACGUGUGCGUUGGCAAAGGCAAAGGCAUUGCCUUUGUGCGUACUGUAUAAAUGACAGAGAAAAAAGAAUGACAAAACAAAAGAACAUAACACACGAAUGGAUGGAGAGGGCAAACGUGUGUUUCUCUAAGUCUCUAAGCGUCAAAGUGGCACUGACUAACCUGCUGUCGCUGUAAGAGUAAUAGGAUUCACUAUCUUUACACGGGACCCUGUAGGACCUGGUAUUAGCCGAGCACCUUGAGUAUUGGCAGCAUGCCCAUGCAUGUACUGGCUUUGUGAUAUCUCUCUCCCCUGGGCCUCACAGUGGUACUGAAAAUACCAAAGUCCUUUUAGGCAUGUCCCUCUACUCUGUGGCCAUAUUGCAACGCACUUUGGGCACUUAUUGGGAAUCUAUUUUGGGCAGAACCGCACAUGCACAAGGUUUCACGACACCAAUCUCGCUCCAGCUGUGAAAUCCCAACACAGUAUUGUUACGAUGUAUACACACGACAUGAUUGGCACAAUGUAUUCACAUGUCAACUUUUGGCCAUGGAAGGGGCGGGACAUGUGUAGACAACUGCCAUAUUGGCGUUACGAACCAACAUCAUGCAUUUUUAUGGAGAAUUGUUUGAGUGCUGUGUCUUCUCAUUAGAAAGUCUUUGAAACAACUACUGCUCAGACAAAGAAGAGAUCUGCACUUUAUAUUGAAUUGACUAACAGCAACGAGAGGAUUCGUGCAAGAGUUCAGCUACACACUGCGUUUGCAGUGUUGUUGUUCUUGUUGUUGUUGUUGUUGUUGUUGUUGUUGUUGUUGUUGUUGUUGUGUGUUUGUAUUUCUAUCUGAUGCAUCAAGAGCUGGUGUGUGCUGCCCUAUUUCUAAGAGCUGGUGUGUGUCUUUUUUUUUUCUCCAAAAGUGGACCCAUGCUAGGACUGUGGGACUAUGGGGGAGUGUUUCUACGCCCACAUUUUUUGUAGGGGCCUAAUUUCACAACGUAAUAAUCACACACCCCCUAGCAGGGGAUUUUUUUUUUUGUUACAAACUUUGUUAGAUACGAUGAUAGUUAAUAAAAUAAAUGAAGGUGCUCUUCCCAUCUGCAUUUGGUAAAAAAAAAGAAAAUGGUCACUAUACAGUUAAGUGUGACAAUAACAAAACGUGUUUGUGUAACAUUGGAUUUUUUUAUGUUUCAUGUUUUGUGUACAUAUCAUGUUUAUAAGGGUGUUUCUAAAAGAUAAAUACUUUUUACAUAUCAGUGUGAACACAUAGAUUUUCUUUUUUUUCAAAGUGUGUGAGCAAUAAGUCUGUAUGACAGAUCCAUGGGACUUGUAGAUACCUGCCUGUUCACAGAUUAAAUGGCUCUAGCAGCUUCGGAAGAAUGCUAAAAACUCCAUGAAACCCCAGCUUAAAGCAAGAUCACUGCGGCAAAUUGGUUCUCUGAUGAGGACUGACAUCCUCUCUCGCUCUCUCUCUGUCUUUCAUUUUAUCGCUCUGUGUAUGUUAUCACUCACUCUUCACCAUCUACUGCAUGUAUUUGAAACGCACAUCCAAAUAUUAAGUCAGACACUAACCAAAGGAACUUCUUAGUAAAGGACAAAAAGGCCACAAACUGUCACUCCUCAGGCAAUCAAUCUAUUUCUUUUCAUGGUCAGUGUGAUAUUUUUAAGCUGUAAGCUUGGUACCUGAAGCAUCACACAUGCUGUGAGAAAUGAAUCUGUUUUCAUAGGAGUCUUGUUCCAUGCAGUUCUGUGUUUUCUGUUUCCGCAUUUAUGUUUCCUAUGUAAACACCAACAUUGUCAAAAAGAGAUACUUGAAUAGAUUUAUGUCUGCUACAGUGAAAGUGUUAAAGAACUUGUAAAUAUAUGAAUGCCCCUUUUACAUGGUGCACAUAGGGAGUGGGCAAAACAAAAGUCUACUUUUUAAUGUUUGUUUGUUAAUUAAAACAUUAAAAAGUAGAGGCAUUUAGUAGGCUACAUGCAUAAGAGGCUUCCAUGGCUUCAAGUGUAUUUAAUGUGUGAUACAAAUAUUAUGCAGUUCAUCAGUCCUGGUUCAUUUUAACCACUGUAGCCCUGCUAAGAGGCUGUUCUUCUUUAGCACGGCAAUGUCCUUUAUGUUUACUAAGUCUCCGUCACAGGUUAAACAUUACUCCAGCAUCUCACAUCCACAGCAGAAUAAAGGCCCACAGUUGCCAUGGUGAUUCUGCCAUAUUGUAUUCUGUAUAGCGUAAGAGAGCCCUUCGUUCUCCUAAAAAAAAAAAUAUAUAUAUAUAUUUUGUAUGUUUCCUAAUGCACUUUUUUUCUGGAGUUCUGAACUAAGUAUUUGAAUUAUUUUGUAAAAAAGUAAAAAUAAAAAUACCAUAUCAACAAUAUAUAAAUAUAAAUAUAUAUUCCUGACAGAUUUGUAAAUUGUUCCUUGUAUAUUUAUACUGAUUUUGGUACUGUACAAAAAAAUAACAAAUAACCCUAGAACUGGUUACAACAGGUGUCAAGCUGACUAGAGUCCAGCUUGUUUUACAGCUUACCCUCCUCUCGCCUUGGUUUCUGUUUCAGUUUUUGUCUCUAAAAGAUGACACGUUGUUAGCAUUUCUUUCUUUUCCUUGCAUAUUAUAUCUGUGUCCAUGAUGGUGAAUAUCAAGUGUGUAAUUGAUAACCAUAAUGUAUGUGUUCAGUCAUGGGCCCCUAUACUGUAUGUGUAAAAGCCAAAAUGUACACAGAGAUUGUAAUUUUUUGACUAAGACAAAAUGCACUUAUUCUUAUGGUAAUAUGUACAUAAAGGGUUUGAAUAAAUGAAAUUGCACUGAA
Alosa alosa (allis shad) is the source of this 5467-nucleotide messenger RNA. RefSeq names its product neuronal pentraxin-2. The transcript is spliced from 6 exons. Bases 622 to 2628 code for a protein of 668 amino acids. The record is from RefSeq and is a predicted model, not a curated record. Lineage: Eukaryota; Metazoa; Chordata; Actinopteri; Clupeiformes; Clupeidae.